AUGUUGAGCAGCCUUUCUUGGGAUCCAAACCAUCAGAACCCGUUCUACACGAUUGUCUUGGUCCGCCAUCCACAUCAUGGCUUGGGUUUGAGUCUGAUGGAGAGUAGGGGCUGGGUGCGAGUUGUCGAGGUAUCGGACAAGAUAGCCGAUGUUGCCUCCAAGGGGAAUGUUGGGGAUAUUUUAAUUGGUGUCAAUGGGCUGACAAUCUCAGAAAUCUCGCCGCAGAAAGUUCAACAGCUAAGGCAAGUAGUGAACUUCUUGAGGAGUUGUCCAAGUCCCGUUGUGCUGCACCUUCAACAGGGGCAUCCAGAUAAUACCGCCUUGGUAACCAAAAGAGGAUCGAACGAACCAAAGCAAAGUUCCCCAGUGAAGCAACGUCAAAUGCGGGCUCAGAUGCACCCGCUGGAAAAAGCUAUUGCUUCCCGUGGUUUUCUGCGUUCUUCUUCAGUGCCAGCGCUGGAAACUACGCGAGCUCUUGCCCAGUUUUCGGAAAGGGCACGACAGUGGCAGUUGUCCAAUUCGUUCCUGGUUGACGUGACAACACUUAAACUCCAGUCUUCAUUGCAGAGCACAGCCUUUGAAACUCAACUGCCAACUCUGAGGAACCUCGUCGGCAACCCACACAGAAAUACAGAUAUUCCUAGCUACCGGCACUAUCCAACGCCAAAAACCACGACAAGCUCCAUUGGCUCCUUAUCCAGGGAUUCUACCCUAGAAUCUGAUUACUUCAAUCUUCCCAAUGCCGGUCCGUAUAUUGUAAUCCCUCUGGUUGGAGUUAGGAAAGCACUUUCUCCCAGGAUCUUGAAUUCUUUCUUGGACGGUGAACUUGUGGCAUUUACAAUGUGGGUCCGCGAUGCUGAGAGCGGCCGUGAAUGGUAUGCACCUUUGCGGUAUUUUCAAGACUUUCAAGACCUGCGAGAGGCAACAUCCAAUAUUUAUCCACUGGUCGAUGAUAUUCCUUUCCCUUCCCAAGCAUGGUCCCUGUUUGGACCAAGUGAUGCACCAGACUCAGAUGCGGCACGCGAAGCAAAACGCGCGCAGCUUGAAAGCUAUCUUCGAAGACUUUGCGGCAUGAUCUACAGAGAUGCUUUACACCCUGCCAUCAUUGAAGUUGCUAUCCAUUUGCAAUCUUUCCUUGGAUGUGACAGCGCGCUCAAGGGGGCCGACCAGUGGCCCUGUAUUCAGUCGUCAAAUGGCUUCAAAAACUCUAGCUGGGACGGAGUGAAACACAGCGAAUUGCAAGUCUGCACUCGGGAGUCUCUGAAGCGAAGCUUCGAGCUGUACACGUAUCGAGUGUUACUUCUUGAUUCUGUCCAGCAAGUUGUUGCCAAUUUCGUCAGUUCUGCCCGCGACAAUAGCCCAACUCUCUUGGAUAUCGAGUACAUGAACUCGGAUAAUCUCAAAAGAUUCUCCACUGAUUUACUCAAGAGAAUCAAAGCCGCAGUCGAUCAACUUCAAGGUCUGAUUCUGGAGGGAUGCUUCGACGAUUUCAAGGCCAUAGCAAAUGGCGAGUUAUACCGGUGUUUGCAUCCUUUAAUGUUAGGGGGUGGCCAGGGACAAGCGUAUCUGGACAGGCUUUUGCGAGAGGCGGUAAGAGAGCAAGUGGAGAUUGCUGUAUACUUACCGCUUCGUAGUACCACGUCCAGGCUGUUGGUUAAUGCUUGGAGACACGAAGACGCAGAGGUCGCAUUCAAGCUUCGGGAUCUGCGAAGUCGUCCUCAAGGUAGUUUUCACUUUGAACGUGAAAGGGGCGGGUUGUCAAGCUCAGUUUCAGGGCUGCUAAAGAAGGUUAGCUCGAGUGCGCUCCCGUGCGCAAAGCUCAGAGCUCUGUUUGAUGCUGCAAUGGAAAUAUCCCGAGUAUAUCAACCUGAUGAAUCGUCAUUGGAGAGCGGCGACCUAGAGCACUUUGGCGCAGACGAUUUCUUGCCCGCUUUGGUUCAUAGUGUGAUAAGAUCAGACAUCGAGCGACCCUUUGCAGUUUGUGCUCUGCUUCGUACAUUGUGUGACCAGGCGAAUCAAAUUGGAGAGGUGGGGUACUACCUUGCUUCUUUCGAGGCUGCAAUCACCCACAUUCGUGAAAUGGAUUUGUCCGAGAGUGACGAGUUCCUCACCUCGAUCCCUUCGUGGUGA
Messenger RNA from Seminavis robusta, 2130 nucleotides. NCBI's taxonomy places the organism in Eukaryota, Bacillariophyta, Bacillariophyceae, Naviculales, Naviculaceae. The record is from the annotation of a GenBank genome assembly.